Striga hermonthica is the source of this 438-nucleotide messenger RNA. The record is from the annotation of a GenBank genome assembly. NCBI's taxonomy places the organism in Eukaryota, Viridiplantae, Streptophyta, Magnoliopsida, Lamiales, Orobanchaceae.
AUGGCAUCAAAGGCAGAAAAGAAGCCCGCCGAGAAAAAGCCAGCAAAGGAGAAGAAGACGGCGGUGGCCGGGAAGGCCCCGGCGGAGAAGAAGCCCAAGGCCGGGAAGAAGGUCCCAAAUAAGGACGGCGGCGAGAAGAAGAAGAAGAAGGCGAAGAAAAGUGUGGAGACCUACAAGAUCUACAUCUUCAAGGUCCUGAAGCAGGUCCACCCCGACAUUGGGGUCUCGAGCAAGGCCAUGGGCAUCAUGAAUAGCUUUAUCAACGACAUCUUCGAGAAGCUCGCCCACGAGGCUUUGAGGUUGGCGAGGUACAACAAGAAGCCGACCAUCACUUCUAGGGAGAUCCAAAUGGCGGUGAGGUUGGUGCUACCAGGUGAGCUUGCCAAGCACGCUGUCUCGGAGGGGACUAAGGCCGUCACCAAGUUUACCAGCUCUUAG